AUGGGACGGAAGAAGCUCACCAUGAGGCUGAUCGAAAACCCCACAUCCAGACAACUCACUUAUACGAAGCGCAAGGAGGGCAUCAUCAAGAAGGCCGGUGAGCUUGCAGUGCUGUGUGGCACCGACGUCGCCCUCAUCAUGUUUGCACCGUCUGGCCGCCUUGCUAGCUUUGCUAGCAAUGGAAGAAUUGAGGAUAUACUACUUCGAUUUGUUGACAGGCCAGAUGAGCUUAGAGGAGGGCCUAUCAAUCACGAAGAGGAACUUGAAGAGAAACUGGACAAACUCACUAGGAAACAACGUGAGUCUCAGGAAAAAAUGAGAUAUUACGAACCUAACGUUGAAAAAAUAAAUUCAGCUCUUGAAGCAGGAGUUUACCAGCAGUUUCUUACAACUGCUAUUCAACGUAUCCAGACAUCAAAGGAAAGAUAUUUAAGACAGGAAGAUACAUUUAUCGUUUUUAAAAAGAUCAAUGAGAAAUAUGCAUUCUCGAUUUACAUAUUUAUCUUGGAAUUGCUCUAUGAGCUAAAUAAACUUGAGUGA
Salvia splendens (bonfire salvia) is the source of this 540-nucleotide messenger RNA. Its product is annotated as agamous-like MADS-box protein AGL66. Bases 1 to 540 code for a protein of 179 amino acids. NCBI's taxonomy places the organism in Eukaryota, Viridiplantae, Streptophyta, Magnoliopsida, Lamiales, Lamiaceae. The transcript has 7 exons. The record is from RefSeq and is a predicted model, not a curated record. Gene Ontology annotation, molecular function: DNA binding; protein dimerization activity.